Messenger RNA from Scatophagus argus, 2393 nucleotides. RefSeq names its product RAR-related orphan receptor B (gene rorb). Bases 342 to 1760 code for a protein of 472 amino acids. Gene Ontology annotation, cellular component: nucleus. Gene Ontology annotation, molecular function: nuclear receptor activity; zinc ion binding; RNA polymerase II cis-regulatory region sequence-specific DNA binding. The record is from RefSeq and is a predicted model, not a curated record. The transcript is spliced from 10 exons. Lineage: Eukaryota; Metazoa; Chordata; Actinopteri; Scatophagidae. Gene Ontology annotation, biological process: regulation of transcription by RNA polymerase II.
AACAGUGAAACCCUCCCAUAGAGGUGAGAGCGCAGAUGUCAUGAGAAAAGCGACCACACGACCAGAGCGCAACGACCGACGCACCGACCGACCUCAGCCCGCCUCCCUGCGCCCCGGUCUGGGAUGCUUUUAGCGCAGAGACGCCUCCGCUCAGGGCAGCAAGUGGACGUCGACGCAGAUCAUCUGCACUCUUGUCGUUGUUGUUGUUAUUUUUAACCGAGGAUCUUUCUCCCCCGCACUCCCCCAAAACCCCCACAUUUUUUAAAGUGUUUCUGUUUGUUUCUUCAUGACUGCUGCUUUGAGAAGCGAGCCUCAGCGCCAGCUCCAGCAACGCCAACACCAUGCGAGCCCAAAUUGAAGUUAUACCAUGCAAAAUCUGCGGAGACAAAUCAUCAGGUAUCCACUAUGGAGUCAUUACAUGUGAGGGGUGUAAGGGUUUCUUCAGACGGAGUCAGCAGAACAAUGCGUCCUACUCCUGCCCCCGCCAGAGGAACUGCCUCAUCGACAGAACGAAUCGCAACCGCUGUCAGCACUGCCGCCUGCAGAAGUGUCUCGCUCUAGGAAUGUCCAGAGACGCGGUUAAGUUUGGCCGCAUGUCCAAGAAGCAGCGUGACAGCCUGUAUGCAGAGGUCCAGAAGCACCAGGCCAGGCUGCAGGAGCAGCGGCAGCAGCAGACGGGCGAAGCAGAAGCUCUGGCACGCGUUUACUCAUCCAGCCUAACCAACGGACUGUCCACCCUUAACCACGAGAUUGGGGGCACCUAUGCCAACGGUCACGUCAUUGAGCUGCCCAAAGGUGGCCAUGGUAACGGAGGCGGAGUCCCAGGGGGAUACUAUGGGAUGGAUUCCACACAGCCAUCUCCAGACCAGUCAGGUUUGGACAUGUCGGGCAUGAAGCACAUUAAGCAGGAGCCGGUGUAUGACCUGACGCCAGUACCCAACCUGUUCAGCUACGGAGGCUACCAGGACAGCCAGCUGGGGCCCAAUAACGUCAGCAUGGGAGAGCUGGAUCGUAUUGCUCAGAAUAUCAUCAAGUCCCACUUGGAGACGUGUCAGUACACAACAGAGGAGCUGCAGCAGCUGGCCUGGCAGACACACUCCUACGAAGAGGUCAAGAUGUACCAGAGCAAGCCCCGGGACGUGCUGUGGCAGCAGUGUGCCAUCCAGAUCACCCAUGCAAUCCAGUAUGUGGUGGAGUUCGCCAAGCGCAUCUCAGGGUUCAUGGAACUGUGCCAGAAUGACCAGAUCCUCCUCCUCAAGUCAGGUUGUCUGGAAGUAGUCCUGGUGCGGAUGUGCAGGGCAUUCAACCCUCUCAACAACACUGUGCUGUUCGAAGGGAAGUACGGAGGCAUGCAGAUGUUCAAAGCUCUAGGUUGUGAUGACUUAGUCAGUGCGGUAUUUGACUUUGCCAAGAGUUUGUGUUCGCUGCAGCUGACGGAGGAAGAGAUCGCUCUGUUCUCAGCAGCUGUACUCAUUUCCACAGAUCGCCCGUGGCUGAUGGAGCCUCGGAAAGUCCAGAAGCUCCAGGAGAAGAUCUACUUUGCUCUGCAGCACAUUAUGCAGAAGAACCACAUGGACGAAGACGCCCUGGCUAAGCUUAUCAGCCGAAUCCCCACGUUGUCGGCCCUGUGCACACUCCACACCGAGGAGCUCCAGGCCUUCCAGCAGCUCCACCCAGAAACAGUCAACGUCCUCUUCCCUCCACUCUACAAAGAACUCUUCAACCCCGACCCCAACUCUGCCAUGGCCAUGCCCAAGUGACUGCCAGUGGCCUCGACGCAACCGACCACGUCGGCGGAGCAACAAGAAAAUGAGAAGACAGCCGCGUAUGGUGAAACAACAGCGGCUGCUUCGACUAUGUCAUCACGGUGGCAAACACAUAUUUCCGAGCUCAGCCUCAUUUCGGGCUGGGAGGUGAGGAGUCAUCUGCCAGAAACUUACAGUUACUGCCAACAAUACUAGGAAUGUCCAGCACUUAUCCCAUCCCGUUCACCGAUACAGUCUGAAGAAUGUAUAUAUAAAUGAAACGCGUCCCGAGCCACAACAUAAGCGGGGCUUCGUCCUGUCUCCUGAACUGAACUGACUGACCAGAAAUGUACAGACUUUAAACCAUCUAGGAACAAUUUUAAGCUGUCAAUCUUAAAAAAAAAUGGGUAAGUUAAUUUGUUUUAACUUUGGACAAAAAAAAAACAAAAAAAACUUUUGAUUUAUUUUUCUUCACAGGAAGAAAAUUGUGAAGGUGAAGAAGUUGGAUGGGGGAGGGAACCGUGGACUUAGAGAGGCUGUUGUAGAUAUUCUUCUAGUGCAGAGCGGAUUCCAGUAUUACUUCUUGUUCUGUUAAAAAUAAGUUAGUCCUAAUUUAAAUAUACAGCGGCCCAAUGCGGCUGACUAUAA